This is a messenger RNA of Anopheles marshallii, 825 nucleotides long. RefSeq names its product exosome complex component RRP43-like. Bases 1 to 825 code for a protein of 274 amino acids. Gene Ontology annotation, biological process: nuclear polyadenylation-dependent mRNA catabolic process; nuclear polyadenylation-dependent rRNA catabolic process; TRAMP-dependent tRNA surveillance pathway. Gene Ontology annotation, cellular component: cytoplasmic exosome (RNase complex); nuclear exosome (RNase complex). The record is from RefSeq and is a predicted model, not a curated record. The transcript is spliced from 4 exons. NCBI's taxonomy places the organism in Eukaryota, Metazoa, Arthropoda, Insecta, Diptera, Culicidae.
AUGGAUCUCAAAACAUUUAAAUUGCUUCAUCCGAUGAAAUAUUACAAGGAUUACUUGGAUAGCAACAUUCGGCCGGAUGGACGAGAAUUGGAAGAGCUACGUCCGCUGGCGAUCAGCUUCGGUGUGAUUAAAAGUGCCGAUGGGUCAGCAAUUGUAAAGGUUGGCAACACGACAGUAGUGUGUGGAAUUAAAGCCGAACUAGCCGCACCGAAGGCACUGGAACCGCGGCAAGGGUAUCUUGUUCCGAACGUUGAAUUCUCACCUGUGUGCUCACCAUCCUACCGCCCGGGACCACCGUCGGACGAUGCGCAAGUUUACAGCCGAUCGUUGGCCGACGCGAUAAGUAACGCACGUUGCAUUAAUCUGCUCGAUCUUUGCAUCGCGCCAGGGAAGCUUGUGUGGGCCCUGUAUUGUGAUUUGGUCUGUUUGGAUCACGAUGGCUGUGUGUUUGAUGCGGCAAUCAUCGCACUGGUAGCAGCAUUACAUACAGUAAAACUUCCCACCAUUCGAUACAACAGCGAUACGGAGGAAACCGAAACGGAUCGACUUAAGUUUUCCGCAUUAUCCGUGCACUGUGUGCCCGUUACGACGUCGUUCGUGAUGGUAACUGACCGUUUAAUAGCCGAUCCGACCGCAGAAGAGGAAAAACUCGCCAGCACAACAUUAACCGUAACGGUGAGCGAUGGGAAAAUGAGUUUCUUCAACCAAUCCGGUGGCGAUCCGUUCGACAGCGCGACGCUCAAACGUUGUACCGAAAGUGCAAUCAAACGCGAACGGUCUGUGAAAAGGAUGAUCCAAACGAUGACGAAUAAACGGACGGAUUAA